AUGUUCUCAGGCAGGUGGUAUAGAAGUCCUCGAACGGUGGAGGAGCUUUCAGAGUUGCAAGAUCUGGAAAGAAUGUUAUCGGAAGGCAACAUGGCUCAGAAUUCUGAUAAGUGGGUUUGGGACGAUGGGGCUGCUGGGACAUUCACGGUUUCUGGGUUCAAGGAGUUAAUUAGAGAAGGCGUUAAUGGGAUGCAAGAUUUACAUAUGAAGUGGGAAGGAUGGGUGCCUAUUAAAGUCAAUUUAAUUACUUGGAGGGCUGAGCGCGACAGGUUACCAACUCGGGUUGCUUUGGCGAGGAGAAGAAUUAAUAACCCAGAUGUUUUAUGUCCUAUGUGCAGUGUUGCGGAUGAAGACAUUAGACACCUGAUGGUCGGAUGCGAAUUUGCUUAUGGCGUAUGGACCGUAAUUUGCAAAUGGUGUAAGUUGGAUCCAUUUUUCGCUUAUGAUUAUGAUGAUUUGUUGAUGCUUUACAAGAAUGUGCAUGCUGGAAAAUGGAGGAAAAAGAUUAUUAGAGGCAUUGUUAUGAUCAUAACUUGGGUUAUUUGGAAUACAAGGAAUGCGAAGGUCUUUCAAAACUCAUCCACGAACAUUAUAGAUGUGGUGGCAGAGGUGAAGUCGAGGUCUUUUUUAUGGUUGAAACAUAGAUCGAAGUUUAAAAGUAUUGUUUGGCAGGAUUGGUCAUCUUAUCCAUUGUAUAUGUGUUUAUAG
Messenger RNA from Helianthus annuus (common sunflower), 708 nucleotides. RefSeq lists its product as uncharacterized. The record is from RefSeq and is a predicted model, not a curated record. The transcript has a single exon. Bases 1 to 708 code for a protein of 235 amino acids. NCBI's taxonomy places the organism in Eukaryota, Viridiplantae, Streptophyta, Magnoliopsida, Asterales, Asteraceae.